GUAAAUGGAACAAACCAGUUUGAACACCUAUGUAGCUAUCUUUCCUUGCCAAACAACCUCACUUGCCUUUUUCAAGAAAAUAGUGAGAUUCUGAACACAUUAAUAGAAAGUUGGUGCAGUAACAAUGAAGUAAAGAGAUACCUGGAAGGCAAGAGACAUGCUAUCAGCUAUGCACGAGAAUCCAACAAAUUGAUAGACCUUCCGGACGACUACAGCUGCCUCAUUAACCAAGCAUCCAAUUUCUCGUGUCCGAAAUCAGGCGGUGAUAAAAGCAGAGCCCCAACAUUGUGCCUUGUGUGUGGGACCAUGCUGUGUUCUCAGAGUUACUGUUGUCAGACUGAAUUGGAAGGAGAGGACGUUGGAGCCUGUACUGCACAUACAUACACUUGUGGUUCUGGAGUGGGCAUAUUCCUUAGAGUACGAGAAUGUCAGGUGCUAUUUUUAGCUGGAAAAACAAAAGGCUGCUUUUAUCCUCCUCCUUAUCUCGAUGACUAUGGAGAGACAGACCAGGGACUCAGACGUGGGAAUCCCUUACAUCUGUGCAAAGAACGAUUUAAAAAGAUUCAAAAACUCUGGCAGCAGCACAGUAUCACAGAGGAAAUUGGACAUGCACAAGAAGCAAAUCAAACGCUUGUUGGCAUUGAUUGGCAGCAUUUAUAAUGGUUAUCUGCUGAAGACUGGAACUUUAUUAAGAUUUUUGUAACUCAGUAAGCUUUUCAAAGGAGGGAUUAGGAAAAACAGUCUGAGGAAAAAAAACCAACCCCAAACCCAGUCCUAUUAUUUAAUCUUUGUUUUACAAUGUAUUUCAUAAAGAUACCAGUUAACAUUAAUCAAGUAAACUUCUUUCUAUGUAAGCAAGUUUUAUUAGUCAUAUAAUUUGCACUGUGCUUCCUUCACAGAAAUGUCUUGGGUUAUAAACCUGGGCAAAUGAACUUGAGUUUCUGAUAAAAAAAAGAAUGACUCUUUUUGGAAGUCUGUGACUUUUCUUAUAAACUGCAAGAAAAAAAGACUGCUGAAACAGAAACUAGAUAGAGCACAAUUACGGAUUGUGUUUUGCCCCUUGCUAGUAAUCUGAGCCGUUUUAUUUAUUAUUCUGCAUUUUAAGACUUAAGCUGUGUGUACAUGCAAUGGAAUGAAGUAAGGAAGCAAAUAAUGUAGCAAAUGGAUGUUUCUGUCUGCAUCAGUGGAUAAUUCACUCUUUCACUUGGUGUAUC
Molecule: messenger RNA, 1214 nt
Organism: Leptosomus discolor (cuckoo roller)
Lineage: Eukaryota; Metazoa; Chordata; Aves; Leptosomiformes; Leptosomidae
Source: RefSeq, a predicted model, not a curated record